AUGAGUGCUCCACCUGCAUCCAUGUCGAUGCAUGGCUUUGAAAAACUCUUGCAAGACUUCGGCCGCGACAUCGAGCAAUCGAUCCCAAAAGAAUCCAUGGAGCGGGCAGUUGGCAAGAUGGCCGAAUUUCGGAAGGGAAAAUUGAGCUUGGUGCAAUCUCUCGAUCUUCCCAAGGGGGCCGAUACAGCUUUCAUGCCAUUCAUCCGACAGAUCCUCCUCACGGCCGACGACCUUCCUCCCAAACUCGACGGGCCGUGCCAGAACCACGCACACACUCCUCAGGCUGCUUUCGUCAGGACUGACGUUCGUUCCGCCUUAGCAAAACCAUUUACAGCUACGACGAGGGCCUAUAAAAGGUGUGCGCCCAGACCAAUGAUCGAUCCACGCUCGCUAAGGUCGAAUUCGAGAUCAACCGUUUCGACGAUCGUCCCAGUAAGCUCCAAGUCAGAGCCAUCGUUGGCAUUGAAAGCAGGCGAGUAG
Ustilago hordei is the source of this 480-nucleotide messenger RNA. RefSeq lists its product as uncharacterized. The coding region runs from base 1 to 480 and encodes 159 amino acids. The record is from RefSeq and is a predicted model, not a curated record. Lineage: Eukaryota; Fungi; Basidiomycota; Ustilaginomycetes; Ustilaginales; Ustilaginaceae. The transcript has a single exon.